Molecule: messenger RNA, 456 nt
Organism: Moneuplotes crassus
Lineage: Eukaryota; Ciliophora; Spirotrichea; Euplotida; Euplotidae
Source: the annotation of a GenBank genome assembly
AUGAUCAAUUUUCCUAUUUUCGAUGAAAAUUUGAGUGAAGAAUUUGUUGAUGAAAGUGUAUCUGUCUCUUCAGUAAACACCUCUCCAAAUUUGGAGAAGAACAUGACUGGAAACCAAUUCCAUUUUAGUAAGGAGAUGACUAGCAAGCUCAAAGCACAAUCAUGCUUAAAAGCCAACACUAGAAGUUCUUUUCCAUCAAUGGACGAUACUGUCCUAGAAACUCAGAAGCAUCCUAUUUUCAAAAAGUACAACAGACCAAGAAGGAUAACCAAGAAAAAGACUGAAAUCAAAAGAUCGCCUCAGCAAAUAACUAAAAUCGAAAAUCUACCCAAGAGUGUUUCUGAGUUGAAAGGUUUUGGAGGGAAAUCAAAAGUUUGAACUCAAGAUUUCUCCAAUAACUUCAAAAGGACAGUGACCAUGAGCGACAUCGAUGCUCCUGGCUGCUUUGAAGCAUAA